AUGGAUGCUAGAAACAUGUUGAGGUUCCUAGUUCUUUCAUUUGGUUUUACACUAGUUUUACUUCUUACCUGGUUUCACUUUCCGACAUCAUUCCUUAACAAGGAAACUCUAGACUGCAAUGUUUACUCCGGUUGGUGUACCUCUAAGAACCGUUUCCACUCUUCAAAUCCAAUCAACAAACCAAAAUUCUCCACUCACAACCAAAAACCACGACACGAAUCUGAUGUUCCUCACCACCCUUUAGAUCCUCUAACCAUCCGAGAAUUCAACGAGGUUCGCGCGAUCCUGUCUGAACACCCUCUCUUUAAGUCCUCAAACAGUUAUACUCUUAAUUCCAUUGUUCUAGAUGAACCUGACAAAGAACUUGUCGUCAAAUGGAAAAAGGGUCAACCAUUACUUCCUAGGAAAGUUUCUGUGGUUGCACUUGUGAAAGGUGUCACUCACACUCUUAUUGUUGACCUUAGCACAAGUGAAGUAACCAACCAUGAAACAAGGUCACCUUCUUCUGGAUACCCUACCAUGACGAUCGAGGAUAUGCAAAGUGUACUUGAUGUUCCGUUGAAGAGCGACGAGUUCAACCGCACGAUCAUUAAACGCGGUGUGAAUUUAUCAGACCUUUCAUGCCUUCCACUGGCUGCAGGGUGGUAUGGAACACCGGUGGAAGAGAAUAGAAGGUUGAUUAAGGUGCAGUGUUAUUCAAGCAAAGGAACUGUGAACUUCUACAUGAAACCAAUAGAAGGUUUAACUGUAUUGGUUGAUAUGGAUAAGAAAGAGGUUGUGUCCAUUACAGAUAAUGGACUAAACAUUCCCGUUGCAAAUGGAAUCAACACUGAUUACCGUUACUCGGUUCAGAAGCUCAAUGGAGAGAUGAAUUACCUGAUAAAUCCAAUAUCAUUGGAACAACCAAAAGGUCCAAGCUUCACAGUUGAUGGACAUAUAGUGAAAUGGGCUAAUUGGGAGUUUCAUUUGAAACCUGACCCUAGAGCGGGAAUCAUUAUUUCUCAAGCCAAGACAUACAUGGAUGCUGGUGAAUAUGGAUUUGGUUUGCAAGCAAUGCCUUUAGACCCUUUGAAUGAUUGUCCAAGAAAUGCUUAUUACAUGGAUGGAGUGUUUACUUCUGCUGAUGGAACACCCUUUGUCCAACCAAACAUGAUUUGCAUUUUUGAGAGUUAUGCUGGUGACAUUGCUUGGCGACAUGCCGAGUGUCCAAUCACUGACAUGAAGGUAACAGAAGUGAGACCAAAGGUGACACUGGUGGUUAGAAUGGCAGCAGCCGUGGCGAACUAUGACUAUAUCAUCGAUUGGGAAUUUCAAACCGAUGGACUAAUCAGAUCAAAGGUUGGACUAAGUGGUAUCUUGAUGGUGAAAGGAACAACCUAUGAGAACAUGAACCAAAUACCAGACCAAGAAUAUCUCUACGGAACACUUUUAAGCGAAAACAUUAUCGGCGUAAUCCAUGACCAUUUUAUCACAUAUUACCUUGACAUGGACAUUGAUGGCUCAGACAAUUCAUUCAUAAAGGUAAAUAUAAAGAAACAAGAAACCUCUCCAGGAGAGUCCCCAAGAAAGAGUUACCUGAAAGCUGUGAGAAAAGUGGCUAAGACGGAAAAAGAUGCUCAGAUAAAGCUUCAACUAUAUGAUCCAUCUGAAUUUCAUGUGGUGAACCCUUUGAAGAAAACAAGGCUGGGGAAUCCUGUUGGGUACAAAUUGGUUCCUGGUGCCACAGCAGCUAGUUUACUUGAUCAUGAAGAUUCAUCUCAAAAGAGAGCAGCUUUUACAAAUAAUCAAAUAUGGGUUACUCCUUAUAACAAGAGUGAGCAAUGGGCUGGUGGAUUACUUGUUUACCAGAGUCACGGCGAUGAUAAUCUUCAAGUGUGGUCCAACAGGGAUCGUCCGAUUGAGAAUAAGGACAUUGUGUUAUGGUACACAGUAGGGUUCCAUCAUGUACCAAGUCAAGAGGACUAUCCUAUAAUGCCUACUGUAUCUGCAAGUUUUGACCUGAAGCCUGUCAAUUUCUUUGAAAGAAAUCCAAUUCUGAGAAUGCCACCGAAUUUCCAAGAUGAUUUACCUGUUUGCAAGGCACGUGAUUCAGCUUGA
This is a messenger RNA of Vicia faba (fava bean), 2097 nucleotides long. The record is from the annotation of a GenBank genome assembly. NCBI's taxonomy places the organism in Eukaryota, Viridiplantae, Streptophyta, Magnoliopsida, Fabales, Fabaceae.